Molecule: messenger RNA, 1467 nt
Organism: Penicillium cinerascens
Lineage: Eukaryota; Fungi; Ascomycota; Eurotiomycetes; Eurotiales; Aspergillaceae
Product: aldehyde dehydrogenase family protein
Exons: 4
Coding region: 1-1467 (488 amino acids)
Molecular function (GO): aldehyde dehydrogenase (NAD+) activity
Source: RefSeq, a predicted model, not a curated record
AUGACUUUAAUUCAGGAACCAAAGGUCAAGUCUUUCGAGACGCGCCUAUUCAUCAAUGGCAAGUUCGUGGAAUCAUCGGAUGGGCGGAAAUUCGACCUAUCUUCACCGGCGACAGGUGAAAAGUUUGCAGAAGUGUCGGAAGCAAGCGAAGAUGAUGCAAACGCAGCAGUUGCUGCCGCUAAGGCUGCUUUCCCUGCAUGGUCAGCCCUUUCUCCCGCCGAGAGAGGUGUCUACUUCAAGAAGCUGGCUUCAUUGAUCAUUGAAUCCCACAAUGAGCUUGCUGAACUGGAAGCCAUGUCGAUGGGCCGUCCUGUGUCAAUUUACUUUGAGUCGUACGCGGCCGCUGAAACAUUGAAUCAUUAUGCGGAGAGCGGUUAUCAGGCUCUCGGGACGUCUAGCUUGAACACUCCUGGCUUUGUGAAUAUGACGAUGCGCCAACCGUAUGGCGUUGUCGCUGCCAUUAUCCCUUGGAACGUCCCCAUUUUGUUCUUGAUCGGCAAGGCUGCACCUGCAUUGAUCACGGGCAACACCGUGGUUAUCAAGAGCAGUGAGAAGGCUCCAUUGACGUGUGCCAAAAUUGCUACUCUUGUGGAGAAAGCCGGCUUCCCCCCUGGUGUCAUCAACAUCAUUUCGGGCCAUGGCCAGAUCUCCGGCAACGUCCUGUCCCAUCACAUGGAUGUGCGCGUCAUCAGCUUCACGGGUUCAGGAAGAACUGGUCGCAUCAUCCAAGCCGCAGCAGCCAAAUCGAAUCUGAAGAAUGUGAUUCUCGAGCUGGGAGGCAAAUCCCCAGCCGUGAUCUUCCCAGAUGCCGACAUUCAGAAGGCAGUGGAGGAAACGAAACACAGUAUCCAGUGGAACAGUGGACAAGUCUGCAUGGCAAACUCCCGAAUCUACGUCCACGAGUCCGUCGCCUCCACGUUCAUCGAUCUAUUCCAGAAGAGCUUCGCCAAGAUCAAGAGUGGGGAUCCUCUUCUUCCCGACACAAACCACGGGCCACAGGCAGACCAAAUUCAGUUCAAACAGAUUCAAGCUUAUAUCGAAGAAGGAAAGAAGGUGGGCAAACUUUCCAUGGGAGGCGAGCUUUCCGAUAGCACGAAUGGCUUCUUCGUUCCACCGACAGUGUUCCUCGAAACGCCAGAGACCGAACGAGUGAUGAAGGAAGAGAUUUUCGGACCUGUGGUUCAUAUUAACACUUUCCGUGACGAGGACGAAGUUGUUGCCAAGGCUAAUGAUACCGAGUUUGGUCUCUACGCAGCGGUUUAUACCAAGGAUAUCAACCGGGCUCUCAGAAUGGCGAAGAAGCUCGAGGCCGGGAAUGUUGGUGUUAACUGUACUAGUCCCACUGUUGCAAAAGAUCUGCCAUUUGGUGGAUACAAAGCUAGUGGACUUGGAAGAGAGGGUUGGACUGUCAGCAUUGACAAUUUCCUGGAGACGAAGACCGUUCUUAUUAGAGUUGAGGAUGCCUAG